AUGGCCCCCGGCUCAGCUUCCAAGGCCGCCAGGGCCACUGCUAUCAGUGCUGCCAAUGCCACUUCGAAGGCCACUUCUGCUCAAGCGGCUUACAACUUGGCCAGGGUCGGGGCUGGCGGACAACCUGUGCUCUCGAAUGCAAAUGCUCAUACAACGGCCCAGUUGGUACCCACUGAAGACCCUGCCCGAAGCGAACCACCUGCUCCAGAUGCGAACGGCUCCCCCGAGCUACAGUACACGGGUAUGCCUGUGACUGAAUAUGUCGACUCCAUGGAGCUUGCAGGGCAGCCCUAUAAAGACGGCCGAAUAAGGAACCCAGUUCCUAGCAAGCUGAAGGGAAAGACGAGCAACUCCUCGGGCAGCUUCGGUGUGAUGCAUAUGGACAUCAAGGGAAAAGACCUCGCUACGGACAGGGACGCCGCCGCGAAACGCACAAGUGAGAACACGGCUUUAGCGGCCAGGAUGGCCUACCAGAGCGGAUAUCAACCUCACCGAAAAUCGAAUUGGAUGAGAAUACCCGAGGAAACGCCCGAGCCCGGUGUGCCUUUCACUGGAACCACCCCAUAUGAUCAUUCAUUAUAUGGUCUGAAGCAACCAACUCCGAAUCCUGCAAGGGAAACGUCGGCGACAUCAGUGGCACCACCAGCACCAGCGGCGCCGACGGCAUCAGUGGCAUCGGGGGCAACAGUGACGAACGAUGUUCAACCUUUAACUCCUAGCGAGACAAAGGAGCAACAAGCACGAUUACUUACGCUCCUACGUACUUUGCAACCCGUGGCUGUCGUCGAUCAACUGUGCAAGGCGUUGGCCUAUUUUGGGGGCGUCCCUGAAGCUCCCCCGCCUCAGGAUGGCAGAUUCCCUGAAAGUGCUGAGGCAAAUGGUUCGGGCGCCGUCUUCGUUGGCUGGGUUGCAGAAAUCUUCCCCGAUCUCGAUGCUCAAGGAAGACGCAAGACCAGGCCUUUUAGAGUUCCCGACCCUGCUGUUGCUGCCGCCGCUGUCACUGCCGCUGCCACUGCCACUGCCGCCACCACUGUCCAGAGCGUCGAAAAGCGAGGGCGUGGCAGGCCCAAGGGCAGCAAGGCUACCAAAUUCAGGAGCGACAAGGGUGUGAAAAAAGGUCCUAAGAAGCCAUCAGCUGCCGAUGGCUUGGAAGUUGAUGGCGGAGAGAACGACGAUAGCUGGGUGGACAUGGAUGAAUCCGCUUUGGGCAAGGACCAAGACGUUGCCGUCACUGGCGAACAGGCACGGCAACAAUCCCCGGAUCUUCAGGUUCUUCCCAACGAAGUAGAUCUUACUGCCAGCGCCAAGAAACGAGGUCGGCCUAAAGGAUCGAAAGGAAAAGCCAAGGAUGGGAAUGCUGUGACGGAGAGUAGCUUAAACACAAAUCCUCAGCCCAUUUCCGCCUUGUUCAGCAUUGGAAAGAAGGCUGCCCGUGCAAAGGGCUCGAAGCCUCGGCCGAAGGAGACGGCAGCCAACAACUCGGCUGCGACGGUUGCCCCUGCUGCCACCCAGGCAGUAGCUACAGAAGCCCAAGGUGCUACAACUCUGGGCCCACAACAGCAGGGUGAGCCUGAAUUUGCGCUAGCUGCUCUGCAAGCCUUCAAUGAGUCGCAUGCAGUUGAGGCAGGACAACAGCCAGGCUCGUUCCAGCCUGUCAACACUUCUGCGCCACCUGGACCUACUGCGUCCGGGACGCAACAGGCGAAGGGCAAAAAGACCAAUGCUGGCAAGAACAGUGAGAAGGCACAACCGGCUAAGAAACGGAAGAGAAACGCGAAAGACAAUGAGACUACCCAGAGCCAAGCCGUGUCUGGGGCAGCCCCAGCGACAAGUGGCGCAGUGCCCAACACCAAGGCCCCGAUUUCUGUGAACGGGAACGGGACUCAGGAGACAGCCACAGCAGACCCAACAGUGACGGCCCCACCAGCUCCGAAACGACAACGGAAGAAGGCGAAGCCGGCAGCCAGUGCUGUAGCGAAUACUGCACCUGUUGCCGACCUAAACGCAGCAGCAGUGAGGACACCACAUGUUACUCAGACUCCUCUACCGCCCGCACCAAUAGCUCAACCAUCAACCGACCCUCAGGUUUACACCAGUCCGACCAUCGAAGAACUUGAGGCUCAGCUGGAGCAGCAUGAUGAGCAGAAUUUUCGUACCCCAGAGAUCGCCACUAUGCGGGCUCCUCCGAGGCAAGUCCAUUCAUCACAGUCUGAACCAGCACAGCCGCAACCACAACCGCAACCGCAGCCGCAACCGCCGCCCCGGCCAACUCAACAGGUUCAAACGCAACAAGUCCAGCAACCAAAAGUUGCUCAGAAUGGCCAACAAAUGCCCGAUCAGCAACAGCGACAAGCUGCGAUUGCUCGCCAGAGACAACAUUACCAUCAGCAGCAACAGCAGCAGGCGCAGCAGCAGGCACAGCAACAAGCACAGCAACAAGCACAGCAACAAGCUGUGGCACGGACAGCUUCACCCAGCCUCAAUAACAUUGCUACAGCUUCACCGCACCUGAGUGUCCAGUCUGUCUCUCCCAAUAUCAACCCAGCUCACUCAGCGUCCCCAAGCCUGCAACAACAGCGCGUCUCUAACUCCCAGACGCCGACAUCUGUGACAUCACAGGUUCAAGGCCAGCAAGCACGGAAUUCACAGGCAUACUACGGCCAGCAAAACCCGCCAACUCAGUCGCAGUACAGCCAGCAGCAACCCCAGCAAUACGCCAAUUCGCAGUCAAAACAGCAGUACAAUAUGCAGCAGCCCCAACAACAGCAAAGCUUCUCGACACAGUCACCGUCGCAACAGCCACAAAGCUUUACUGCCCAGCAGCCGCAGCCGCAGUACUCGCAGCAGAAACAGCAGUCUUACUCAACACAGCAACCCCAGCAACAGUACAACUCAGAGUCACAACAGUACUCGUCUCAGCAACGCGUUCAGCAGCCGCAAUACACCACGACCUCAACUUCUACAUCGUCUCAGUCCCUAGCUUCGCAGUCUCCACAGUACGGUACCUCUACCACAACGGGGUACAACUCUAAUGAUGGAGCGUUCCGAGCAAGCUCAUCGACUGGCAUGAACUUUGGCACCUCCACGUAUGGAUCGAAUCAGUCGUCGAAUGCACCAAGGUCCAAUAAUAUGUAUCCAUCAUCCACGACGAAUUCAUACAGCAGUCCGAAUCAGCAGAUUUCAUCCUACGCAACCAGUCGUCGACCUUUACCAACAAGCACCUCGCAGCACACACCUGUACAGAACGUGCAGAGUCUGCCACAGAGUAUCGGCGGCUUCUCCGACUUUGGCAACCUCGGAUUCGACAUGGCGAGUCUUGACAACUCUGCCGCUAGCCACGGUAGUCUGGGUCUCAAUCCUGCACCUUACAAUAUUGGUGCUGGGAAUGUGUCGGGAAGAUCGUCGGCUGGCGCAGCCAACUUCUCGUCAAUGAACAGUUUCGACUCGACCCUCCGUAAUGACGCAUAUUCGAGUUAUGGACUUCCGAGUCGGAGAUAG
Messenger RNA from Diaporthe amygdali, 3498 nucleotides. RefSeq lists its product as uncharacterized. The record is from RefSeq and is a predicted model, not a curated record. Lineage: Eukaryota; Fungi; Ascomycota; Sordariomycetes; Diaporthales; Diaporthaceae. The coding region runs from base 1 to 3498 and encodes 1165 amino acids. The transcript has 2 exons.